Strongylus vulgaris is the source of this 462-nucleotide messenger RNA. Lineage: Eukaryota; Metazoa; Nematoda; Chromadorea; Rhabditida; Strongylidae. The record is from the annotation of a GenBank genome assembly.
AUGUGCGUGCUCCAAGCACGAGCAAAUAAAUUAACUAAUUUGGCUGGAGUGGCCAUAUCGGCUCAUGAACACACCGGACAAAAACGCAAGAGAGAAGAGAAGAAAAAGGCUGACAAGUCACAGGCUGAGCCUGCGAAGGUUGUAAAACGGGAUCCUUUUGCUGACUCUGGUGAAAAUGUGAUGCUUGUUCAACAACUGCGGGAUCAAAUCGCCAAACUCAACUCCAUAGUUGCGCAAAAGGAGGCAGCUAUGCUUGAGAAGGACAAAAAGAUAGCAUCACUGCAAGCAGAUUUGAUGAGUGCUGAAAAGAAGCAUCGCGAAAAGGUGGAGCAACUCUUAAAAGAUAAAGACGAAGCAAUCCAGAUGGUGAUUGAAAGGCAAAGACAGGCCAACAAACAAGCAAGUAAAGAAGUGAUUAUUGUCGAUUAUCAGUCUCGCAUGAACAUCUUAUUACAGGUAUAG